This is a messenger RNA of Dryobates pubescens (Downy woodpecker), 875 nucleotides long. It is a transcript of the gene MOB3A, whose product is annotated as MOB kinase activator 3A. The record is from RefSeq and is a predicted model, not a curated record. Bases 14 to 664 code for a protein of 216 amino acids. Gene Ontology annotation, molecular function: protein kinase activator activity. Gene Ontology annotation, biological process: signal transduction; positive regulation of protein phosphorylation. Gene Ontology annotation, cellular component: cytoplasm; nucleus. NCBI's taxonomy places the organism in Eukaryota, Metazoa, Chordata, Aves, Piciformes, Picidae. The transcript is spliced from 3 exons.
GGAGGCGGCAGGGAUGUCCCACGCUCUGAAGCAGGUCUUCAACAAGGACAAAACCUUCCGGCCCAAGCGCAAGUUCGAGCCCGGGACGCAGCGCUUCGAGCUGCACAAGAAGGCUCAGGCCUCCCUCAACGCCGGCCUGGACCUGAAGCUGGCAGUGCAGCUGCCCCCGGGCGAGGAGCAGAACGACUGGGUGGCCGUGCACGUGGUGGACUUCUUCAACCGCAUCAACCUGAUCUACGGCACCAUCAGCGACUACUGCACGGAGCAGUCCUGCCCCGUCAUGUCGGGGGGCCCCAAGUACGAGUACAGGUGGCAGGAUGAGCACAAGUACAGGAAGCCCACUGCCCUCUCUGCCCCCCAGUACAUGAACCUGCUGAUGGACUGGAUCGAGGUGCAGAUCAACAACGAGGACAUCUUCCCCACCAACGUCGGUACUCCCUUCCCCAAGAACUUCCUCCCAGUGGUGAAGAAGAUUCUCUCCAGGCUCUUCAGGGUGUUUGUCCAUGUCUACAUCCACCACUUUGACAGGAUCACCCAGAUGGGCUCUGAGGCCCAUGUCAACACCUGCUACAAGCACUUUUACUACUUUGUGAAAGAGUUCAACCUCAUCGACACCAAGGAGCUGGAGCCGCUGAAGGAGAUGACCUCCCGGAUGUGCCACUGAGCUCAGCCCUCCCUGCGGCUCUCCUGGGGACUCCUGCGCUGGAGAUGCGGUUCCAGGGCUGGGGCAGCAGGAGGAGGAGGAGGAGGAGGACAGAGCUGUGUUUUGCUGGAAGAAAUCUCUCUAUUUUUAAGGAGUUUGGAGGUCAAACUGUGACACUGCAGGAAUAUUUUUUUAAAAGAUGCUGUGGAGAAGUUUAGUUUUUUAUAGCAAU